Messenger RNA from Chrysochloris asiatica (Cape golden mole), 1407 nucleotides. It is a transcript of the gene MFSD1, whose product is annotated as major facilitator superfamily domain containing 1. Lineage: Eukaryota; Metazoa; Chordata; Mammalia; Afrosoricida; Chrysochloridae. Bases 1 to 1407 code for a protein of 468 amino acids. Gene Ontology annotation, cellular component: lysosome. The transcript is spliced from 15 exons. Gene Ontology annotation, biological process: transmembrane transport. The record is from RefSeq and is a predicted model, not a curated record. Gene Ontology annotation, molecular function: transmembrane transporter activity.
AUGGAGGAAGAGGAUGAGGAAGCGCGGUCGUUGCUGGCAGGCGGCUCCGAGGAUGCCGGCAGAGGUCCCCCUGCUACUCCCGCGGCCCCCAGGAUCCUGUCGGCCGUCUGCGACCCCAGUCGCCUGGCGCACCGACUUUUGGUGCUGUCGCUGAUGUGCUUUCUUGGCUUUGGUAGUUAUUUUUGCUAUGAUAACCCUGCUGCCCUUCAGACUCAGAUUCAGCGAGAUAUGCAAGUGAAUACCACAAAAUUCAUGUUUCUGUAUGCCUGGUAUUCUUGGCCUAAUGUAGUUUUGUGUUUCUUUGGUGGCUUUUUGAUAGACCGAGUAUUUGGAAUACGAUGGGGCACCAUUAUUUUUAGCUGCUUUGUUUGCAUUGGACAGGUUAUUUUUGCUCUAGGUGGAAUAUUUAAUGCUUUCUGGCUAAUGGAAUUUGGAAGGUUUAUAUUUGGAACUGGUGGGGAGUCCUUAGCAGUUGCCCAGAAUACCUAUGCUGUGAGUUGGUUUAAAGGCAAAGAAUUAAACCUGGUGUUUGGACUCCAACUUAGCAUGGCUAGAAUUGGAAGUACAGUCAACAUGAACCUCAUGGGAUGGCUGUAUUCUCAGAUGGAAGCUUCACUGGGUGCUGCUGGCCCCAUGACCCUUGGAGUCACACUUAUGAUCGGAGGUAUAACGUGUAUUCUUUCAUUAAUCUGUGCCUUGGCCCUUGCUUACUUGGAUCAGAGAGCAGAAAGAAUCCUUCACAAAGAACAAGGACAAACAGGUGAAGUCAUUAAGUUAACUGAUGUGAAGGACUUCUCCUUACCCCUGUGGCUCAUAUUUAUCAUCUGUGUCUGCUACUACGUGGCAGUGUUUCCUUUCAUCGGACUUGGGAAAGUUUUCUUUAUGGAGAAAUUCAAAUUUUCCUCCCAAGCAGCAAGUGCAAUUAACAGUGUGGUGUAUGUCAUAUCUGCCCCCCUCUCCCCAGUAUUUGGGCUUCUGGUGGAUAAAACAGGAAAGAACAUCAUCUGGGUUCUGUGUGCAGUGGCAACCACUCUUGUUUCCCACAUGAUGUUGGCUUUCACGCUGUGGAACCCCUGGAUCGCUAUGUGUCUUCUGGGAAUCUCCUAUUCUUUGGUCGCCUGUGCAUUGUGGCCAAUGGUGGCUUAUGUAGUUCCUGAACAUCAGCUGGGGACUGCGUAUGGCUUCAUGCAGUCCAUUCAGAAUUUAGGAUUGGCGAUCAUUUCCAUCGUUGCUGGCCUAAUAUUGGAUACUCGGGGAUAUUUAUUUUUAGGAGUUUUCUUCAUUGCCUGUGUUUCUAUGUCACUUUUGUUUGUGGUCUUACUCUAUUUGGUGAAUCGUGCCCGGGGUGGGAGCCUAAAUUAUUCUGCGAAACAAAGGGAAGAAAUCAAACUUUCCCAUACUGAGUAA